This is a messenger RNA of Labeo rohita (rohu), 2149 nucleotides long. Its product is annotated as major histocompatibility complex class I-related gene protein-like. Lineage: Eukaryota; Metazoa; Chordata; Actinopteri; Cypriniformes; Cyprinidae. Gene Ontology annotation, cellular component: external side of plasma membrane. Gene Ontology annotation, biological process: immune response. The transcript is spliced from 7 exons. The coding region runs from base 55 to 1311 and encodes 418 amino acids. The record is from RefSeq and is a predicted model, not a curated record.
UUCAUCAUGGCGGCACUCAUCGUUUCUAAACGAAAAUGUGGAUAGUUUUAAAUAAUGCUGUCAAAUAUAGCCUAUGUAUAUCCUGUCAAGGAUCGACAGACGCAGCUUGUUCCUGCAAAAGUGAAAGAGAAAACCAGAACAAAAACCACCUCGUAUCUAACACAAACGAAACAACACUUCACUGCAUUCCCUGAUGAGAAUGCACAAUGGACGAUAAAAGACACCCGUUUUCUUUUUGUAGACCUGGAUUCAUUAAUUGAGAGAAUGUUCAUGCUUGUGUAUCUGCUGUCAUGCUUGACAGUCGUCAGUUCAGGUUCUCACUCACUGAUGGCUUUGGCAACAUAUAUAGAUGGACAAACACAAUUUCCUGAGUUCAGUGUUGUGGUGAUGUUGGAUGAUCUGCAAAUAAUGUAUUAUGACUCAGCCACAUGGAAAGUUGCCUAUCGCUCUCACAGUGAAUCAAAAUACUAUGAUGAAGAGAAAAGAGAUGUUGGUUCUGUAUUUGAUGAUAUGUUUAGCAGCAUGAGAAAUCGAGCAUUUUAUCUUAAGAAUCACCUAAAUCGUACAGAUGGUGUGCAUGUUCAUCAAAGACUUGCUGGAUGUGAAUUGUUGAAAAAUGAUAAACCAGGUCUGCUGAAAACAUGGGAUGCCUUUGAUGGGCAAAAUAUGGAGGGGUACACAUUUGACGUGGAAAAAAAAGAUAUCCAGAUAAAAAAGCCAUGGAUUACAGCAUGGAACCAAGUGAAAAAACUUCGUGUAAAGUUUCUGUAUGAAAAUGUUUAUCAUCCUGUUUGCAUUAGAACUUUGCAGCGGUACCUGAAUAUGGAAAAGAACAGUGUGAUGACAAAAGUGAAACCCAGAGUCAGACUAAUGAGGAAGACGCUCCCAGACUCUCAGGGCUUUCAGAUCAGUUGUCUGGCCACUGGUUUUUACCCUCGUCACAUUAACCUGACCCUGUUCAGAGAUGGUCAGCCUGUGGAUGAUGAUCAGAUCACAGGAGGAGAGAUUCUGCCCAACGGAGAUGGAACUUACCAGAUGAGGAAGACUUUGGUGAUCAGUGAAAAAGAGCUACAUGAGAAACAUAAAUACAACUGCACAAUGAAGCACCUCAAUCUGGACAACAAACUGGAUGUUACAUUUGAUGUGGGUGAAUCUGGCCCAGGAUCUUUCAGUCUGUCUGUAGUUGUCAGUGUGCUGGUGUUCAUGUGUGUGGCUGUUCUCAUCAUAACUGCACUCAUCAUAAGGAGGAAGAGACGUGCUGCUGGACAAGAAUCUGGACAAGGAUUCAGCCUCUUUCCAAAUGAAACAUGAAAAACCCGGUGGUGAUUAAAGUCGAGAGUCAAGAAUUGUAUGAGCCAGAGGAGGAAGAUCCAUAUGAAAAAACAUGGAGAAAUUCUUUGCUCACAGACUGAAAAAAGAGUCCUCUCAAAAAAGAGCUCGAAAGAAGUUUUAAAAGCCAUUAUGUCUGCCCACGAUAUGGCAGCAAUUUCACUUAUGAAAAAAGCUUUAAAAACAUGAAUUAAUGCACGAGGUACAAUGCCCUUUUUGUGGUAACAUUUUCACUACGAAAGGAAGCCUUAAAAACCACAUGAGAAUUCACACCGGAGAGAAGCCUUUCAUGUGUGAUCAAUGCGGAAAGAGUUACACGUGAAGCAAGACCAUAAAGGAUCACAUGAGGAUUCACACUGGAGAAAGACCUUUUAAGUGUGAUCAGUGUGGAAAGUGGUACAUACAAAGCAAGACCUUAAAGGAUCACAUGAGGAUUCACACUAGAGAAAGGCCCUUCAAAUGUGAUCAAUGCGGAAAGAGUUUCAUGCAUAAAAAACAAAACAAAACAAAAAUAUAGAAACCAUCACAGAAAUUGUAAUGGUUUCCACUACAAAUACCAUUACAAACCAUCAACUGUUAACCAUAAAGACUAUUAAAAAUGGUUUCCUGUAGUGUGUGUGACAUAUUCUAUUAGGACUUUGUAGUUUUAACAAGCCACCAAUAGAAGGUGCCAAAUUACCAGUAGAGACCCACAAGGCCUUUUACAGUUUCCAUUAAAACCAACGCAAUUACCCAUUAUAAAGAGUAAAACCAUUACAAAUUCUGUGAUUGUUUCUAUUAUUUGUUGUUGUUGUUUUUUUUUUUUUUUUUUUUUUUUCCA